Trichomonas vaginalis G3 is the source of this 3240-nucleotide messenger RNA. RefSeq lists its product as uncharacterized. Bases 1 to 3240 code for a protein of 1079 amino acids. The record is from RefSeq and is a predicted model, not a curated record. Lineage: Eukaryota; Parabasalia; Trichomonadida; Trichomonadidae. The transcript has a single exon.
AUGGAUUCGUCCUCACCACCACGGAAGGGGAAGGGUCGUUUUUUGAUGGCAUCAGAAGCAGCAGACUUACGCAGUAAUGAUGCACUGACAAAAUACUUAGAAGAAUCGUACACAAAACCACCACCACAGUUGGUCGAGCUUUUCCAAGAGGUUCCGCACUUAACAAAGCUGGCCGAACUUAUUCAUAAUCUUUUCCAAUCAUCGCAAGAAAAGCCAAUUUCUCGCGAGAACAGCGAACUCUGCGAAAAAGGCAUUUGUUAUUUGAUUCACGACUAUAUUACUAUGAAAGAGAAUGCCGCACAAGCUAAUCAAUCACUUGGCAAGGCUAAGAAACUUGUCGACUAUGCAGCAUUGUUGGCACAGAAUCCAACGGAUAUCACUCUUGCAAAACUUCAAAUUCUUGAACUUCAGCGCGAUAACCAAGACUACACCAACAAGAUUGAAGAAUUGUGCAAAGAAAUUCGCAUUCAUCAAGAUGAAAACGAGAAAAUGUUCAACGAGAAAAAUCAAUUAAUCAACGAACUCGCAAGACAAGCCAAUCAGCACAAAGACGAAAUCAGCAAGUUCAAAUACGAAUACAAUAAACUCGAAGAUGCUCGCCAACAAGCAUCAGAUCAAACUAAAAUUGAUGCUGAAGAAAUUUCUCGCCUCCGAAAACUCUUGAACGACUCUCGAGAUGAAACAUCAAAUGUCAAUCGCGAGGUCAAAGAGCUUCAAGAGCAACUUGAGGCUAAAACAAACCGAAUCAAUCAACUUCGUGCCGAAUUACAAAAGAAAGACAUCGAAUUUGAAGAGUUCAAGAUCAAGAAAGAGAAAGACCAAGAAACAUUAUCUACAGAAUUCUUUACACAAUCAAGAAUUUUCGAAGAUAAGUCAAACGCAGCCACACGCAAGCUCGCCCGCUACAUCAAGAACCAAGCCAAGCAACUUGACACUCUUAUUGAAACAAAUCGCAGAGCAACAAUUGUCAUUCAAAAACAAAAUGAUCUUCUCGACCGUUACGAAGAAGAACUUUCAAACGAAAAGGAAUCCAACAACAACGUAAACCAACAAUACCUCGAUGUUUGUGACGAACUCGAAGAGCUUCGCGAUGAAUUCAAUUCUACAUCAACAGCUCUUGGUCAAUCCGAUACAGAACUCAAUAAACUCCGCUCCAUUGUUGAACGCUCAUGCAAUAACCUUGCUCCUAUGUUCGCAUGCACACCAGAUACUCUUCCAGACGCUUGCCACGACCUUGGUUCAACGAGAAUUGACCCAGAAACAGCUUCAGUUCUUCGCGGCUUGAACUCAUCAUGCGAUGCUCUCAGUAGAUUCAUUGUUGACCUCCUCAGAACAGGAAAAGCCAACUUGGAAUUCCUCAAAGAGAAACCAAUCAAGUUUACAUCAGCAGAUAAACGUGACAUUCUUCAUGAAGUUGAACAAACAAGAUUAUUCCUUGAGAAGUGUGCAUAUGCGGAUGCCAGUGAAGAACCAGCUGCCAAGUAUUUAGUUGAUGCAUCAUCCAAAUUCACAUUUGAAGACAAAGAUAAUGUUGCUUUGUCAUCAGUUUUGGCACAAAUUCUUUGCAGAUUCCGCGAAUUCCUUCAGAACAUGGUUGACAAACUCGGAACAGUCAGAAAAGUUCUUCCUGCAUUCGAUUGCACAGAUUACGAAUUACCUGCUGCUGUUGCUGAUUAUAUCAACCAAUUGCAGCCUGUUUUCCAGCAAUUACUUAAUGUUAUUGCAACAACUCUUCAUUACCACGGUGACAUCAAAGAUGUUUUCGCUUGUUUGUGCAAGUUCAUCGAGGAAUCAUCAUUUGUCAUUGAGUAUCUCGAUGAAAACAUCAGACCACUUAUCAAUUUCAACGGAAAAAUGACAGAUUUACCUGCAAAACUCCAAGAAGUUCUCGAAGAAUACAAGGAUAUCACAGAAAAUGUUGAAAUGACAACAAAGAAGGCAUAUAAUGAUGCAUUGAUCAAAUUCGACAAAGAAAGAUGUGUUUUGGAUCGCAAGAUUGAUGAUUUGAAUGAUACAAUUGUUAAGAAGGAGAGAAUGAACAUUUCUCUUCAAAAACAACUCGAAAAACUUGCAGCUGAACUCCAAGAAGCAAACAAUACAAACGAAGACUUGAACAUCCAACAUGUUGAAGACACAAAGGCCAACCAAGUCUUGACAAUGAAGUUGCAGACAUCAGAUGAAACAGUUGAGAGAUUGAUCAAAGAAAGAGACAGAUUGGAACUUACAAUCAAAGAAAGAUCAGAAUCAUAUGAAAAGAGAUUAACUGAUGCACUCCAGAAAGAAAGAAAUCUUAUGGAGAGCUCUCAAGAAAGAGAGAAGAAGAGAUACGUUGAACAACAGAAACUUCUUGAAAACCAAAUCAAAGAAUUAUCAAGAAAAUACGAAGAAGCUAAAGCAAACGCGAACCAAACAGCUAAACUUUAUAACGAACAGUCUGUUGAGCAUCAGAAGAUCAUGAAGAAGAUGCAGGCUGAGAAACUAGACUUAACAUCAACUCUCGAACAACUUCAGAAUGAACCACUUUCAAACAAACUCGUUGAAGAAUUGCAGCAAAAGCUUGCAGAUGCAAGAGUUAAAAACAGAGAAUUGUUUGCAGAAAUCGAACGUAUGAAAACACAGAAGCCACAGCCUAAAUCUGUUUUGUUAUCUCCAAUGCCUAAAUCUCCACAACCAAUGAGAGAAAGAUCUUCAAUCAUUGGAGGAAACUCUUCAGUUGUUAGCCAAAACAGCGCUCGUGAAAAAGUUGCAUUUGUUUCACAACUCGGAAACCUUUUGAGUCCAUUCAUUGGCCAGGAAAUUACAUGGAGCAGACCAAGAGUCAUCAAGACAGUUCAAGCUCUUUUGCAGAGAGUUGAAUUACUUGAACAGACACUUGACAAGAAGAAACAAAAGUCAGAAUGGCCACAAUGGGCUGAAGAAACUCUCAAGGCCGCAUUACCUAAAUACAAAGGCGGAUUAACAGAUCCAGAGUUGCGUACAGAAAUUGCUGAUAUUUGCAUUGGAUGCGCUAACAGAACCAAGCUUAUUGAUAUGAUUCAGAUACUUAGAGAUGAAAAGAAGGCUUUGAUCGAGAAAUCGCAUGAUCAAGGAAAUGUUUCUGAUGAAAAGUCGAUGAAAUCAUUUGGUUUAGUCGGUCUUUUCAUUGCACUCACAAGAAAACAAGACCCCAAUGAAUCAAGAUCAGUGAUCACUCCUCCUUCUCCACCAGCUGUUAAGUCUCAAAUAUCAAUGCUCAAAUAA